UCUUCACUAUGUCCCUUUAAAUACUCCUCACCACAACCCUCUAUAAAUAAACACCACACAUCAAAAUAUUUCACUAUAGUUCUAUCUGAUUCAGUCUUUGUCGCUUCGAUUCGUGUAAAAUAUCAUGACUUCAGAGAAUAAUAAGAAACCUGAUCAUGAUGAUGAAUUAAGGAGCAACUACGACACACCAAAGAAACUUUCUCUACCAACAAUAUUAACACGGCCGGGGUUUUCGUCGGAGGCACCAACUCCACCACCGCGAACAACGGUUAUAUCGAUACCGUUUAAAUGGGAGGAAGCACCAGGGAAGCCUAGGUCAUGUCAUACACGACCAGAGCUUAGAGAAAGAGAAGUUAACAACGUUGUUAGAGCUUUGGAACUUCCUCCUAGGUUGUUGUCUUUGGAGAGGGAGAGUACUGGCAAUAUUUACGCACCAUCACCCACAACUGUUUUGGAAGGUCCUUACGUUGGACGGGCUGUGUCUUUUACGACGUCGUAUAGGGAUAAUAAUAACAAGGACAGUGUGAAUUUUGGGUCUAGUAGGUGGGGUGGGUUGAAGAAAAAUAAUAGAAUUGAUCGUGAGGGUAGUUUUGACUUUUCAAGUUGGAGUGUUGAGGGUGGUGAUAAGGUGAAGAUCACAAGAGUUAAGAGAAGGGGAAGCUUCUCACAUGGAACUUCACAUUUUUGGGCAAGUAUUUAUGGAAGCUUUAAGCAAGUGGUCCCAUGGAGGCGCAAACAAGAAAAACAACAAAAUUGAUAACGUUUGAUGUUUAACCGAUCUAAAGUUAGAACCGUCUCUCUUACCUUUUUCCUACAAAUAACAUUACCACUUUUAUUUGUAUAGUAGAAGCAUAUGAAAACAUCAAAAGUAGGUCUAAAUUUAUGGUUUUAUAAAUUAUAAACCAUGUCUUAUAUUACAUAUAAGCUAAAAAGUAUAUGUAUAUCUUAUCGACGACACGUACUUUUUUGCUUAUAUUUAAGUUCA
Medicago truncatula (barrel medic) is the source of this 985-nucleotide messenger RNA. RefSeq lists its product as uncharacterized. The transcript is spliced from 2 exons. NCBI's taxonomy places the organism in Eukaryota, Viridiplantae, Streptophyta, Magnoliopsida, Fabales, Fabaceae. The record is from RefSeq and is a predicted model, not a curated record. Bases 125 to 757 code for a protein of 210 amino acids.